GCAAUGACAGUGAUCCAAAAAUAACGUCGACAGCGUCGCGCCUCUGCGAGCGCGCUCUCUUCAGUCGAGGACCAACCGUCGCGAGUUACAGUCGAACGAUCAUAAAUCAGCAGCCAUGGUGUACGAGAGUGACUUCUAUACGACCCGCCGCCCUUACAGGCCCAGCAGCUACAGCACCGUGUCGCCGUUGACGUCAGUAUACUACCUGUCGUCCUACCUACCCUACUAUCACGAACCGUACGUAACGUACAUACCCAAGCUUUCACAGGCUGAGCUGAUAUACAGGCCGACUCCUCGCACUGUCACUCGACUCGUCACUUACCCGGAGGCACCCCACCAUGUAGUGCGUGUACGCGUGCGUCCUUCAGUCGUCCUGCGUGAACUGGACCGCAUCGCGUACCGCCGUCGCCCCGAAUUAUCUAUCUCAGCUGUCGACGACUUCUUCCGAUCUGAAUCCACCAAGGCAUUCGAAGAUGAGACCAGCCGCAUUCGUGCAGACACUGCUGCACUUCUUACCCGUGCACGUUCUGUUGUGCCCCGCGCUAAGACCGUAGCUCCCCUCGACACGAUUUACUCAUAUUCGUACGGGGAGCCGAUCCCGUAUCGUUUCAGCAAUGAGGCCUACCUCGCUAAGCUCGUGGUCCCCCUGCGCAGCGUGGCUGACCACAUCCGCAACAUGUCCUACUACAGCGAACCCGCCAAGAAAUUCACCGGACGCGGUCACCUCGCAUGCGUGCACUACACCGGUAACAAGGCCUUCUCCAACCGUAGGCCACUCUACAAGGAGCUUAGCAUCAGGGACGACGUGAACCUCCUUUCUUUCUAUGCAAAGAACAGACUCGCGGCUGCCGGUUUGGCCGUCGAGAAUGCCACAGUCAAGCUGCUCCCGUGGAGGCCGAGCCGCAAGUUCCAGGUCCCACAAAUGAUGGAGGAUCCGGCCCUAGAACUGAAGGCAGCUAAGGCCGAACGUGAGGCCCGUUUCCGUGCGUCUACUGUUGAGCCUGUCAUGACGCCAGCUACUGACUUAGCAGAAAUAAAGAGGAAGAGGCAAGAGGAAGCUCGGGCUGCCGAAGAAAAGGCAUUAAAGGAAGAAGCUAAACGUGAAGCGGAACGUAAAGCUCAAGCUGAACGAGAAGCAGCAGAGAAAAAGAAGGCAGAAGAAGAAGCCCGCAAGGCGGAAGAAGCUAAACGCAAGGCUGAGGAAGAAGCUAGGCAAGCCGAGGAGGAAGCCCGUAAAGCUGAAGAGGCCCGUCUGGCUGAGGAGGCUCGCCUAGCUGAAGAAGCUCGUUUAGCUGAAGAAGCCAAGCUUGCCGAAGAAGCCCGUAAGGCAGAAGAAGCAAGAUUAGCCGAAGAAGCGAAGAAGGCAGAAGAAGCCCGCCUUGCAGAAGAAGCACGUCUGGCUGAAGAAGCGAGACUCGCAGAGGAAGCUCGCCUGGCUGAGGAAGCGAGGCUAGCUGAAGAGGCCAGGCUCGAAGAGGAGAGACAGGCGGAACAGAGGAGACAAGAAGAGCUCGCUAGGUUAGAAGAGUUGGAAAAACAGGCACAGGAAGAACGUGAGGCCGAACUUGCACGACAGGCAGCUGAAUUAGCCGAGAUUGCGAGACAAGAGUCUGAACUUGCGGCCGCCCGCCUGGAGGAGCUCUCACAGAGUGGUUCUGCUGCUGAUGUUCCUGAGGCUGAUGCCAGUGAACCCGCUGCAGAUGAACCAGAACCUAUUGUAGAAGAGCCCGAAUCUCCUGAAAUCAUCCCUGAAACGCCCGCCGAACCUGAAGCCGAGCAAGCCGGAGACGUCAGCGAGGAUGAGAAAGCGGAACCUGACCUAACCGAUGAAGAGUAAACCACAAUAGAAGCUAAAGAAAUAUUUUUAUAGUUAAGAAUUUUCUGUUAUAUCUGUAUUGUAACGCUAAGCAUGAUUCAUGUGCAUUUUGUUAUAGAUUAGACAUGAAUCAUGUGCUAGCUCAAAGGUGGUUAAGUUCUCCAACUCCUUUCUUCUGCGUAAUAAAAUUACGCAACAAUGAAAGUCAUCCUUCCUUCUGUAUAUGUAUGUUUAGGAAAUCAACCACCG
Messenger RNA from Spodoptera exigua (beet armyworm), 2065 nucleotides. The record is from the annotation of a GenBank genome assembly. Lineage: Eukaryota; Metazoa; Arthropoda; Insecta; Lepidoptera; Noctuidae.